Molecule: messenger RNA, 2562 nt
Organism: Venustampulla echinocandica
Lineage: Eukaryota; Fungi; Ascomycota; Leotiomycetes; Helotiales; Pleuroascaceae
Exons: 4
Coding region: 1-2562 (853 amino acids)
Source: RefSeq, a predicted model, not a curated record
AUGUCUCACUCUCUCACACACACACGCUCUCUCGCCCAUCUCCCCGAUUGGGCAUCUUCGGUCUUCGCUGCAGCGGUCUCCAUCGUCUCCGAAUCGUCAUGUUCAACUUCAGCAGAGCAGUCCCGGACUGAUCGCCCGGUGACCACGCUGCAGAGGGUCACGAGCGGCCGGGAGCGGACAGCAAAGAAUGACCCUCCCCCAUCCUUCGCUGCUGGCUCCAUACGUUCGGUAUUACGGCGCACCUGCUGGAGUGAUGGAGGACUAGUUGACGGGGUUGCGUGUGCGGCUUGGAUGAAUUGCUCCACGGGCCCCAAGGCAGGCGUCCAGAAGGCCAGGGACCACGGGAGCGGUGGUUGGGGCCGUUGGGCUCCCUCAGCAACUCGGACGGGGACUGGGACGGGGACGAGGACGGGGACGGGGACUGGAGAGUUGGCAGCUCGGUAUGUGCUCCGUACUGUCUGUUCAUACGAAGCACAGUCCUGUACAGUGCUGAGUACAGUACCAGUACUUCGUCGGAUCGUCCAGUGUUCCGAAGUGCCUGCCAGGCACCCCUCCCUCCCCCGUGUGGAUACUCGUAACACGGUCUUUCUGUCCAGUCCAGCCAGUGCGGUCCAGCCAGAACAGAACAGAACAGAACAGAGCAGAGUCAAUAGACUCGUCGUCCACCCAACGCCCAGCACCACCACCACCACCACCGCCAUCACCUCUUUCCUCCGACCUACAUACGUGGACCGUCGACACUCACACACGCCCUCACAGUCCAGCAGACUACCACCACGUAUGACCGACAACCAGCAAUCCCAUCUCAACCAUCUCAUACAAGAACACCCCCAUACACCAAUAUGUCGCCAAUCUCUGCAUAACCCCGGAAACGAUUCCACCCCCAGAUCAACGCAUACGCGACAACCGAUUGCUCAGAAAGAAACGAUGACUCCAAAACUAAAACCGCUUUUAUUGCCACAGUUGGUGGAGGAACGGAGAAAGAGGGAAAGCAGCAUUUUGGAUGCGGAGAUGGACCUCUCGAAUUCCUCGUUCUAUUCCCAGUCCUCAUCAAUCUCGGAUUUCCCAUCGCCUAUCACGCCCACAUUCUCAGGCCGCGGCCAUAUGAGAUAUUCAAGUUCCGCCUCCUCGAUCGAUUCAACCUUCCAUUCUUGCGUGGUGGACUGCCCAUCAUCGCCCACGUUCGUUGCCACAAAAACAGGCAAGCGGUCAUUACCAGACGUGAAAGAAGAGCCGCAGGAGCGUGAGGGAGAUUUUGAUAUGUUAGACGAGGACGAACUUUAUGACUGUUUGUGCGAUAACCAUGAAUGCUUGCACCGCGCUGCUUCGACGGCUCAAAGUUUUGAGCAGUUGUCGACACAGCAGACCAUGAAUUACGAUCUAGUUGAGGGUUUUAUGAGCGAGGGUGAUUCCAUCCUGAGUCCUCGUAAAAGACAGAGAGCGAACGAGUUCUCGCUCACUGGUCUUGCUGGCCGCUUUGGAACCAGGUUACCUUCGUUCUCUCGGAAAUGGCGUUUGAGGAAAGACACGAGCUCGGCUUCGGCUAUAGUUGAAACGCAGCGAGAUCGAGCCGUGUCACGCGCCGCGUCGAGUCGGUCGUCUUCGAUAUCAAAUCCUCCGCGACAAGUAAUGGAUAUGUCGUCGGAGCCGCAAAUGCCUCCAACUCCCGCCAGAAGUAUCUUUGGUAGUCGCGAAGAUGUUUCGCCCGCUAUCCCGAUUGAUAUUGAGAAGGCGAACGACGAUAUUUUAGAGCGCGAAGAAAAAUUCGCCACUACUCCAUUACUACCACCGCUCAUGACCGAUGCAUUAACCAAGGAGGUUGCCAUGCAAUCGCCAUUACAGUCACCAUCUGUCGCCGAACCUCAUGAUCCAUUAUCCGGGACGAUAACACCGGUCGAUGGUAUCACCACACCUCAAUUGCCAGGCAUUCCCUCCCCGGCUCUUAGCACGAAGCCAUCGAUAUCUUCCUUCCACCGCAGCACGAUUAGUCGACCUGGACACCUGAUCCCUACUUCAGACUCUCCAUCCAUCAUCAUUGCAGACCCCAAUGAUGAAUGGGCAAAUAAGCUUGGACAUGCUAAUUUCACCAUCUACCCGGAACCCUAUACGCCAGAAAGCUUCGAUCUCGAGGCUUGCCGGCAACUUCGCUCAAACUGGGAUUUAGCGCGGUGCAACUAUACGAAGCAUCUAGUCCGAACAGGUGAACACUACGGUGUCACCUCGAAGACCUACCAGCUAACCGAGGAGAAAUGGCAGUCAGUUGAUGGAAUAUGGCGCAAAUACAACGAAAUCACCAUUACCAAUACCGUCGAGAGCGGUGGCGAUGCCUUCGCCACGCUAAAGCACAACCCGCUUGGGGACGCCAGCAGCAACAAUAUAAUGACUCGCAUUCCCUCGCUAAAUGACCCAAGAAGUCAAGGGCGGUUUCCAGAACUUGGUGAUGAAGAUAUCGUCGGGCCCAUGGUGCAAGCCGCCGCUCAAAUUCAACGGAGUCCCAGCAAGAAGACGAAACUCAUCAAAUUCUUCACGGAGAAGUUUCCUGCCGGCCUAGGACGACCUUGA